AAAGGAGGAAGAGUGUUCUAGGUGGACCGGAAGUUGUCUCCCAGAGUCACAUUGAAAAACGAAAAUCCAUGCUAACGUUAGCUACGCUUGUAGCUAGCUAGUGUGAAGGCACGCACUGGAGCAGCAUACGGACUCAUUCAUUCCUGAUGACUCCAGUUGAAUAAUCUUAGACAUGUUUAUCUCAAGGGUGGCCCCUCGCCUCAGUCUGCUUUGCAGAGCAACUGGUGCACUUCAGACUCCAGGACAGUCAUUGAGUGGAUCUCUACUGCCCAUCUUCCCUGCUUGCUGCUCUUCUCUAAAUGUAAAACCCAGACACUAUGCGACAGCAGCAGACAACACACAGCCUCCCCAACGCUGGGUUGCACUGGAGCCAGAGCUGGAAGAGUUUCUUGUCCCUCGUAAUCUAUCAGUGUCCCCACUGGAGAGCUGGCUCUCCCUGCGCUACUCCCUCCCUCCCCUGCUAGAGGCUCCUCAGCCCCUGGAGGAAGGAGACAUGAUGGUGGACACCAAGGUGUUGCCCCCAUUUGCAGUCCCUCUCCUGGAGGAGGGUGAUGGCUCAGUCACGCCCCUCAGCUGUAAGAACGUGCUGGAGAUCAGGCGGCGGAAGAUGAACAGGCACAAGUACAAGAAGCUGCUGAAACGCACCAAGUUCCUGAGGAGGAGAGUGUUGGAGGGCAGGAGGAAAAAGAAGCAGAAACGCUUUGAGAAGGAUCUGCAGAGGAUCUGGAUGCGAGCUGGACUGAGGAAAGCCCCAGAGGGAUGGAACACACCCAAGAUCUUCAUUAAACAGUACAAGUCCAAGAGGGAGUGAAGAAGAGUACAUGCAAGGCUGAAAGCCUUCUGGCACACCGCUGACUGACCCACAUACUGGGUCAUAACAGGACACAUAUGCUUUUCCUCAAACACAGCAGAGCAGCCUGCUCUCCUUUGCUACUUGAAACAGAAGUCAGUGAUGUGGAUAUUUUCCAGAUGUUCUCUCCUGUUGAGUGUGAUGUUCGUUGUAAGUAAGUGAAAAGAAACAAUAAAGAUUUGUUUCCCAUCCUAA
Messenger RNA from Coregonus clupeaformis (lake whitefish), 1045 nucleotides. RefSeq names its product aurora kinase A interacting protein 1 (gene aurkaip1). Bases 173 to 811 code for a protein of 212 amino acids. The transcript has 4 exons. Gene Ontology annotation, biological process: mRNA processing. Gene Ontology annotation, cellular component: mitochondrion. The record is from RefSeq and is a predicted model, not a curated record. Lineage: Eukaryota; Metazoa; Chordata; Actinopteri; Salmoniformes; Salmonidae.